Messenger RNA from Zalophus californianus (California sea lion), 942 nucleotides. Its product is annotated as olfactory receptor 56B4-like. NCBI's taxonomy places the organism in Eukaryota, Metazoa, Chordata, Mammalia, Carnivora, Otariidae. The record is from RefSeq and is a predicted model, not a curated record. Gene Ontology annotation, biological process: G protein-coupled receptor signaling pathway. The transcript has a single exon. Gene Ontology annotation, molecular function: G protein-coupled receptor activity; olfactory receptor activity. Gene Ontology annotation, cellular component: membrane.
AUGGAUCCCUCCACUGGUGUUACCAACAGUUCCAGCCUCCAGAUUUCCCAGUUCAUCCUCAUGGGGCUCCCAGGUAUUCACACCUGGCAGCACUGGCUCUCCCUGCCCCUGGCUCUGCUCUACCUCUUAGCUCUUGGUGCCAACAUCCUCAUCAUGAUCACCAUCCAACGUGAGGUCAUGCUGCACGUGCCUAUGUAGCAUUUUCUGGGCAUACUGGCCGUUGUGGACAUGGGCCUGGUCGCCACCAUCAUGCCCAAGAUCCUGGCCAUUCUCUGGUUUGAUGCCAAGGCCAUCAGCCUCCCUGAGUGCUUUGCUCAGAUCUAUGCCAUCCACUCUUUUAUGGGCAUGGAGUCAGGCAUCUUCCUCUGCAUGGCUGUUGAUAGAUAUGUGGCCAUCUGCUACCCCCUUCGGUACCCCUCCAUAGUCACCGAGGCUUUCGUGAUCAAAGCCACACUGUCCAUGGUGCUCAGGAAUGGCCUGCUGACCAUCCCAGUGCCCAUCCUGGCUGCCCAGCGACACUACUGCUCCAGGAAUGAAAUUGACCACUGCCUGUGCUCUAACUUGGGGGUCACCAGUCUGGCCUGUGAUGACAUCACUGUGAACAGAUUUUACCAACUGAUCUUAGCUUGGAUCCUGAUUGGCAGUGAUAUGGCUCUGGUUUUUUCUUCUUACGUGUUAAUCCUUCACUCUGUGCUAGGGUUGAACUCACCAGAAGCAAUGUCGAAGGCUCUGGGUACCUGCAGCUCCCAUCUCAUCCUCAUUUUCUUCUCCUACACAGGUAUCAUUGUGCUGUCUGUCACACACCUUGCAGAGAAAAAGAUCCCACUAAUCCCUGUACUCCUUAAUGUGCUGCACAAUGAUAUCCCCCCUGCACUCAGUCCCAUGGUCUAUGCACUCAGGAUGCAGGAGCUGAGAUUGGGCUUCCAGAGACUGCUUGGCUGA